ACAUCAACACCAACUUCAACAGCAUCAAACAUCGCCAUCCGCCGACCGACACCGACGUUACCGCCGCGUUCGAAUCCGCAUUUUUUCAUCGCCGUUAUCCGCACUCAACUCUAUCCUACCAUUUUUUACCUCGCGACUCCGUAAACAAUGGCUGGCGGAAAGGGCAAGUCCUCGGGCGGAAAGAGCUCUGGUGGGAAGACGAGCGUCGAGGGACCCAAGAAGCAACAGAGCCACUCUGCGAGAGCUGGGCUUCAGUUCCCGUGCGGUCGUGUCAAGCGUUUCCUCAAGCAAAACACCCAGAACAAGAUGCGCGUGGGCGCCAAGGCCGCCGUGUACGUGACUGCGGUGCUCGAAUAUCUGACCGCCGAAGUUCUCGAGUUGGCAGGAAACGCCGCCAAGGACCUCAAGGUCAAGCGUAUCACCCCUCGCCACCUUCAGCUGGCCAUUCGUGGUGAUGAAGAGCUCGAUACCCUGAUCCGCGCGACAAUUGCACAUGGUGGUGUGCUGCCACACAUCAACCGUGCUCUGUUGCUCAAGGUCGAGCAGAAGAAGAAGGCCAAGGCUCUGGAGGGUUGAUCGGACGAGUCAGGUUUAUCUGCUUUCUGUUUCUGUCGGGUGCUGGUUUUGGGUCGGUAAUGCAGGAAUGCUUUGUUUCGUUAUGAGGAGGCGUCUUCAGCUGGGCGGACGUCCACGAGGCUUGGAUAGCCGAGGAGCUUUGGAGGCACGAAC
Molecule: messenger RNA, 729 nt
Organism: Ilyonectria robusta
Lineage: Eukaryota; Fungi; Ascomycota; Sordariomycetes; Hypocreales; Nectriaceae
Product: histone 2A variant
Exons: 3
Coding region: 148-576 (142 amino acids)
Cellular component (GO): nucleosome
Molecular function (GO): structural constituent of chromatin; DNA binding; protein heterodimerization activity
Source: RefSeq, a predicted model, not a curated record